AUGGGAAGUGCACUACUCACCGGGGAUGAAAGGAGAAGUAUUCGUUGUCAUCUUAAAAUUCCUCACUUAAUUGUCUGCAGAGCUCUAAAUUCUAACAGGUUCAAUGGAAAAAUACCAUCUUCUAUUGGUAAAUUGGCUAAGCUUUUUUGGUUGGAUCUAGCUGACAACAAGCUCACUGGACCUAUACCAAUCUCCAAUGGGACUACACCUGGUCUUGACAUGCUAGUCAAUACCCCACACUUUCAUUUAGGAAAGAAUCAGCUCUCUGGUACCAUCCCACCUCAACUUUUCAGUUCAAACAUGAAACUUAUACAUGCGCUUUUUGACAGUAACUUACUCACUGGAAGCCUUCCUUCCACUCUUGGACUUGUUACAACCUUGGAGAUUAUACGGUUUGAUAGGAAUUUGCUAAGUGGAACAGUCCCUUCAAACCUUAACAACCUCACAAGUGUUGUUGAGCUAAUCUUCUACGAAAUCAAACAAUUCGGUGAGACUUGGAAUUAUUAUUGGAGCAGCUAUUCAAACAAUUCGGUGAGACUUGGAAUUAUUAUUGGAGCAGCUAUCGGAGGAUUUCUAGUUGCACUCGUGCUGAUCUGUGCAGGAUUUUAUGGUUGUCGUCAGAAGAGAAGGGCAGACAGAGUUAUUAAACAGAACAUUCCUUUCGCAUCCUGGGACCCGAGUAAAAGUAGUGGUAGUAUUCCUCAGUUAAAAGGAGCUAGAUGGUUCUCUUUUGAGGAACUGAAGAAAUGCGCAUGUGAUUUCUCAGAGGCUAGUGAGAUUGGAGAGGGGGGAUAUGGGAAGGUUUAUAAAGGGACAAUUUCAUCUGGGCAUCUGGUUGCCAUUAAAAGAGCUCAACAUGGAUCCUUGCAGGGCGGUCUUGAGUUUAAAACUGAGAUUGAGAUGCUUUCCAGGGUUCAUCAUAAGAACCUUGUGAACCUUGUGGGCUUCUGUUUUGAGCAAGGGGAACAAAUUUUGGUGUAUGAAUAUAUCCCAAAUGGUAAUCUAAGGGAAAGUCUUUCAGGGAAGUCAGGUAUACAAUUGGAUUGGAUGAAGAGACUUCAGGUGGCCGUAGGAUCAGCCAGGGGUCUGACUUAUCUGCAUGAACUUGCUGAUCCUCCUGUAAUACAUAGGGACAUUAAAUCAAACAACAUCCUCCUUGAUGAGAGGUUAAAUGCAAAAGUUUCUGAUUUUGGUCUCUCCAAGCUAAUGAAUGAUUCCGAAAAGGAUCAUGUCACAACUCAAGUAAAGGGGACGAUGGGUUACUUGGAUCCAGAAUAUUAUAUGACGCAGCAGUUGACCGAGAAGAGUGAUGUUUAUAGCUUUGGAGUAGUAAUGUUGGAACUAAUAACUGCAAGGAAGCCAAUAGAGCGGGGGACUAAUUACAUUGUGAGACAGGUGAGGGUAGCGAUGGAUAAGACAAAGGAUUUGUAUGGCCUCCAUGAUUUUAUUGACCCAAACAUUAAUGGCUCAGGACACACACUCAAGGGAUUUGAAAAUUUUGUGGAUUUGGCACUCUACUGCGUAGAAGAUUCGGCAACCAACCGCCCAACAAUGAGCCAAGUUGUGAAAGAAAUUGAGAGGAUAAUGCAGUUGGUUGGUCUAAACCCAAAUGCCGAAUCGUCUCCAUCCACUUCAGGAACUUAUGAUGCUGGGAAAAGUAGAUCAGGAAAACCCCACCUUCCCUACAGUAAUGAGUUCUGUGAUUGUAGUGGUGACUACUUACCUUCCAAGGUGGAACCCCAAUGAUGUGGAGUAGGAGCAUUUCAUUGUUUUCCUAAACAUGUUGGAAUAUGAAUUUGGUAGCGGAUGGUUACCAUAUUCCGGUUGCUUCAGUGGAAAUCCACAGUUAUGUAUGUAUGAUCUUUGAUAUGUAUAUGUGACAUUAGGCUUGCUUAAAGGUUGAUAGAUGGCAAUGAUUUUAUUUAUUUA
Macadamia integrifolia is the source of this 1929-nucleotide messenger RNA. Its product is annotated as leucine-rich repeat receptor protein kinase HPCA1-like. Bases 1 to 1746 code for a protein of 581 amino acids. Gene Ontology annotation, molecular function: protein kinase activity; ATP binding. Gene Ontology annotation, biological process: protein phosphorylation. The record is from RefSeq and is a predicted model, not a curated record. The transcript is spliced from 10 exons. Lineage: Eukaryota; Viridiplantae; Streptophyta; Magnoliopsida; Proteales; Proteaceae.